AUGAAUUGUAGCAACAGUAGUACAGAGCGUGAGAAAUCUGAAAGUCAAGGAUGUGAAAACGCCGAAGGACACUUUGCAGUCGUUAAAGUUUGCGUUUUGGGCUGUAUCUUUGUGUUUGCCGCGUGUGGAAAUUUGUUCCUUCUACACGCACUUUGGAUGAAACGCAAAAGAAACACGAGGACGCAGCUCUUUCUUCUCCAUCUCUGUUUUGCCGAUCUUGUAGUGGCUUUCUUUCAAGUGCUGCCGCAGCUGUCCAUGGAAAUAACUCACCGUUUCAAGGGCUCCGAUUUUGUAUGCAGAGCUGUGAAGUACCUUCAAGUCGUCGGAAUGUUUGCCUCAACUUACAUGAUAGUUGCAAUGACCAUCGACCGUUACAACGCGGUUUGCAGACCCAUGGUGUCCUUCUUCAGAGGCUCUUUUCGUAGAUAUGUAGCCAUAGGGGCAGCGUGGCUGAUAGCUCUCGUUUUCAGCACCCCGCAACUGUUCAUUUUUUCUCUGCAAAAAGUUGAACAUUUGAUCGACUGUUGGGCUACAUUUAUCGAACCAUGGGGAAGUAAAAUAUACAUUACUUGGAUUACUUUAUCCGUCUUUGUUUUUCCGGCUUUAAUAUUACUUUUUUGUCAGAUAAAAAUUUGCGCAGAGAUUUAUUUGAAUAUGAAAAGAAAAGCAUUGCAAUCGGAAAAAAACGAAGGACGAACGUCCACAAAGGGCAUUUCAAGUGCAAUGUUAAAGACCGUAAAAAUGACGUUCGUAAUCAUUCUUGUAUACACGAUAUGCUGGAGUCCGUUCUUCGUUGUCCAGCUGUGGUCCGUGUGGAGUCCCAGCAGUGCGCCAACUGAAGGUCCAGCAUUUGUCAUAAUCAUGCUGCUAGCCAGUCUCAACAGCUGCACCAAUCCGUGGAUUUACCUGUACUACAGCUAG
Molecule: messenger RNA, 921 nt
Organism: Megalops cyprinoides (Indo-Pacific tarpon)
Lineage: Eukaryota; Metazoa; Chordata; Actinopteri; Elopiformes; Megalopidae
Product: arg8-vasotocin receptor-like
Exons: 2
Coding region: 1-921 (306 amino acids)
Biological process (GO): positive regulation of vasoconstriction; regulation of systemic arterial blood pressure by vasopressin; G protein-coupled receptor signaling pathway
Cellular component (GO): membrane
Molecular function (GO): vasopressin receptor activity; peptide binding
Source: RefSeq, a predicted model, not a curated record